ACUUUUGUGGCGUUGGCUAGAUGACGAAACACAACAACGUUCAUGCGCCACCCGACCGACAUGCGGUUGAGUUUCUCCAACUUGGCGCUUUGCCUUCCCAGUUCCGUGCUUGCGAUUCCCGUAUUUCGAAUGAUUUGUGUUACACGUAGCACUUUAAUCCUCAUCGGCCAUGGAUCUAGCCCGUGCCGAUGCAAUGUUGAUUUAUGAGGAUCGUGAACGGGAGUUGGAGUCUCCAACCCACAUUGAAGGAAGUGAAGAUGAGGAUGCGCAACAGGAAUUGGAGGAAAUGUUGUAUAGUCGUGUAUACCAUGAGAGCUCCUCGACUGAUCUACCCCCUCCAGUGCCAGAAAAUUGUCCAAUUCUAAACGUCAAUAUUACAAGUGUGGAUGAUUCUGUGGCCAAAGUGGGAUUCAAAGCGGCUGAACUUUCGAUUACUUCUCCUGCUCCUCAAUCUUCCAAGAAUUGUAAUCGGAGCCAAUUCAACCACCCCUCAAGAACUACUCCUUCAAGAUACUAUGAUGUCAACCAAGAGGUUCACAACUCAAAACCAACUUUUGUCGCCCCCACCAACCCUAGCAGAAAUAGCAACUCAAAAAAAGUGAUGAAGAGAAAACAAAGUAAUACACCUUCUGGUUUGAGUAAUAAGCUCUUAGCAAGGUCAUCAAACGAAGAGUCGUACUUGCCCAAACCAACACCUGUUGUUAGAAGUAGCACUUCACCUCCUCUAAAUGUUUCGAAAGAUGAAGAAUUAUCAAGUCAAAUAACCCAGCAGAAUGAAAGUGAAUCAGCUGAACCCAAUGCAAAGCAAAGCCCAAUAACAACGUCUCCUCCAAGUUCCAAAUCAGCUGCAACUGAAAACUCACAAACUGAGACAAUACCAGUUACUCAUGUGGAUCAAAGUGAGGAAAGAAUUCCAAAGACAUCUGAGGGUGUACAGCUUCAAAAAGAUCCGCAGUUUACUCCAUCUAGAGUGUCCCAAAAAAGUAAACUGCCAACCUUUGAGGCCAAAGUUUCUAAAGUUCUUUCAUCUAUGCUGGAUGAAGAAAGUAGAUCAUCAGUGGAGGAAACCCAGUUGACUUCUUUGAGCUCAGCUCAAGAGUUAAAUUCUGGUUGGAGUGUUGGAAUGUCAUGGGCUGAUAUGUCAUCUAAAUACAGUUUUGGAGUGGACUCCAUCGAAGAGGAAAGUGUCAGUAGUCUUCAAUUGCAUGACACUUCUUUCAUUUCAGACAGCCGUACCAACACUCCAGAUGCUCAGACCCAACAUAUUAUUAAUGAUGAAGAUAAUAAUGUAAAUGAACAAGAAUCAGAGGAACCAUCCAUAUAUUCAAUGCAGCUCAAAGACCACAGAGACCAUAAAGACCAAGAGUCUCAUGUAAACACAUGUGACACUGACUCGGAGAGUGAAGUUGGUUCUAUUGUUGAAAUUGCUCCUCCAGUGAAGCCAACACCAGUUUUAGUUGAUAUAUCAGAUGGGGAAUAUGCGCCCACUAACGAUUCUUCACAAGUUGUGGAAAAUGUUAUUGAUAGCAGCUCUGAUGAUGAUGUUGUUGUUAUAAAUGUGAUUGACUCCUCCAAAACCAAAAAUACGUCUCCUCAGAAAGGACAUAAAAGACAGUCAAACACUCAAAUUGAUUCGCAUCCUGAAGAUGUAACACCACUCAAACGUUCGUCCUAUCAUGAAGAUAUAAUUGUAGAAGAGGAAAAUUUAGUUGAUGAUCAGAAGUCUCAACAAAAAUCUCUUCUGCCAGAUGUCGUAUCAGGAAAAAAACGGAACCGGUUAGACCGGUGGCUCCACAAUCCCAUAAAAGCGUCAAAGUAUCUGGACCAUCAGAAAUAUUUGGGAAAAAUGAGUGACAACCCGUCUUUGUGGCAACUGUGCAGAGCUGACAUAACAAAAAUGCAAUCUCCUCGAGGGCCAAAAUGUGUGAACUGCAAUGAGUUUGGUCAUAAGACUCACUUAUGUCGUUUGCCACGAAAAAUUAUUUCAUGCCAUAUGUGUGGUCAACCCGGGCAUUCUGAAACACGGUGCAAGGAGAAGAUGUGCUUACGGUGCGGCAAAAAGAACACCAUUUUUACUGAUAGAUGCAAAAGCUGUACCAGCAACUCCAUACUUUGUAAAAUUUGCAAAGCUCGCACGCAUACCUGGAAGACAUGUCCAGAUUUGUGGAGGCGUUACCAUUUAACGACUUCUGUUGGAGACAUUACACAACCAACUGCUGGAGAUGAUAGGCCCCGAUCUGAACAUUGGUGCUCUAACUGUGCAAAAAGAGGACAUCUCUCUCAUGAAUGCUAUCUACCACAUUGGAAGUGUGAAUCCAUUUCACCCUUUAUUAAAAGCUAUUCAAAUGUUUGUGUUGAAGAAACCAAAUUUGAAGGAUCCCAAUCAUUUUCAUUGAUGCUAACUGAUGAGGCAGCAUCACUGUUGAAUACCGAGGAAGGAAAGGAGCUUUUAAAAUCUCUUUCAGUGCAAUGUCAAGUAGAAAUCCACACAAGCUUUGACAUUACCUAUAAAAAACUGUCCAUGAAGGGCUCAACUUUGGCUAUAGAGGAGGUACGAUCAAGAGUGAUGAAUUGGACAUCACCCAAAGAAGUGUCCUCUCGGAAUGCAAGCCUUCCUCACAUGAUCGCAAGUGAAACACCCAACCAAACCGAAAGUGAAGCAUCCACUAAGAAUGCAAGCACUGUAUCAGCAAAUAUUGCUUGUGAAUCAUCCACCAACAAAAUAGGCGAAUCUGCUAUCAAGAAUGCAAGUGAAAACGAAGCAUCCAUCAAGAACAGUGAGGCAACAAACAACAGUGCAAGUGAAGCAUCUACAGACAAUUUAAGCCUUCCUGCAGGAGCGCCUUCCAAUCAAAUUGCAGAGACCCAAGGAGAGGCUGAUUUGCUAUACAAUACAGAAAAUCUUGAAGAGUCCUCCACUUCCUCUGAAACACCGUUUGAAACAACACCAACAACCAAACAAAAAUCUUACAAAGGAAAAGCUACCGGUGAAGUAUCAAAUAGUGAUCAUGCUGGAAUGACCAUUUGUGAUGCGUGGAAUCUGCCCCCAUCUUUACCUAAACAAUAUUCCCCUCUGCAAAGUCUCCUUGAGAAUGAAAUGAAAUUCAUUGAUUCUCCUAUUUAUUGCAAUGAAACUGUGAAGCAACUUUAUCAAAAGUUCGUAAAAUGUGCCAAGGGCACUAGUUCAUCAAAGAGAAAAGAUGCUCGCCAUUACUCAAGAAUCUUGUCAAUUAUACUGUUAGGAAAAUGUGGCUUUUGUGAUGGCUCGGAUCAUGUUGCUGCUCUCAAGCGGCUCAUUCAAAGUUUAAAAGAAAGGAAAGGGGCCAUUGGUAACCUAUAUAAACAAGUGCUUAAACAUUAUGCCCCAAUAUUUCAAGGUAUCCUAAGGUAUGAUUACAAAGCACUUGUACGGCAAUUUUAUUUAGAUGAAACUUUAGUGAAAAUGUUUGAUAGUAAGACAGAUGGAGCAUCUGACUCAAAUGAAGAAGCCAAAAACGCUUCUAGCCUAGAGAAGAUUUCCAUUGACAAGCCAGAGAUAAAUCUUCUAACUCCCAAGAAGAAACCAACUAAAAAACUUCCUAGAAUGCCCCUUCAUUCCUCUAAUAAGCUAAAAGCAGCAGAAAAGAGGAUCAAGAAAAUUGUGCCUUUUGUUGUAAAAAACUUGACUUCACGAUUUAUUUUUAGUCACGACCGAACCUCACUAGAAAGAAUGUAUGCUUCAUUUUGCAAACAGAAGGCAUGUAAAAAGGAAGAGAUCAUUGCAGAUAUGAAUCAAGUAAUUGAAAAAUUAUGCAAGUGUUACAAUAUCAAGUUGCCAACUAAAUAGUAAUGGUUUAGCCAUUAUCCAGGAAUUUUAACUAUUUCUUUUAGCACUUUGAUUUUGUGGAAUUCUUACAAAAUUUUUUUUCCUGUCUCAGCAUACAUUACUUCCUUACUUUUGCCCUUCUAAACAAGUCUACUUUUUGAGUAUAAAGUAAGUUUGCUUAAUUUUCCCCCUUUUUUUUCAAUGUAAUAACCUGUAUUUGGUUAAAAUUAUUUAUGAUCAUUUUAUCUGUGUUGUUGAUGGAGAUUGUGGAAUUCAUUAAGCUUUUGUGUUGGGCGAGAGUGCCUAUUUUGCAAAUUAACCACACAGAUAAAUUCUUCUUUCAAUGUUGUUGUGUUUUGUUUAUAAAGUUUAAUUAAUUAUCAUUUUCUUUCCUGAGUGAAGGAAAGUGUCAGUGAAAUAGUAAGUCAAAGAUGUGUUAAAAAUAAAUUGAACACAGGUAAUGUAGUGAAACUAGGUUUACUAUUUCCCUAGCAGUGUUGCAGUCUUCUUGCUUUAUUGGGUGAAUCGGGCUCGCUGUGUAAUCUUUUUUGGCAGUCCCUCUAACGGCCUGCCAAACUGGGUCUCCUCUGAAGGGUUGAUAAUAAAUUUGGUUACUUUGUUA
Molecule: messenger RNA, 4427 nt
Organism: Thrips palmi
Lineage: Eukaryota; Metazoa; Arthropoda; Insecta; Thysanoptera; Thripidae
Exons: 10
Coding region: 170-3826 (1218 amino acids)
Molecular function (GO): nucleic acid binding; zinc ion binding
Source: RefSeq, a predicted model, not a curated record